Oncorhynchus mykiss (rainbow trout) is the source of this 4302-nucleotide messenger RNA. NCBI's taxonomy places the organism in Eukaryota, Metazoa, Chordata, Actinopteri, Salmoniformes, Salmonidae. The record is from RefSeq and is a predicted model, not a curated record.
UCUGCAUUGGUUAUUAUUAUCAUCUGACGGACAUAACGGUAGGCCACCCUACGCAUAGCUGGAAACUGGAAAACCAUUCGCUGUGUCUGUUCGCCACACACAGACACCCGUUCCGAAACGUUACCGUUACAAAGGCCUACUAUCACGAGUGGUGACUACUUUUUCCGUCGACGUUGAUGUCGCUACUUCCUCGGUAGAGAGUCGUUAUUUUUCUUUUAUUGAAUCGAGAGUUUAUCGGAAGACAAGAUGGCAGAGAUGGGGAUGGGGAAGGGGGUUACUGCGGGGAAACUUGCCAGUAACGUGCAGAAAAAAUUAACACGGGCCCAAGAGAAGGUAAUGCAGAAGUUGGGUAAAGCAGAUGAGACCAGAGAUGUUGCAUUUGAGGAAGGAGUGAUCAACUUCAACAAACAAUAUACAGAGGGAUCCAAACUGCAAAAAGACCUUAGAGCCUACCUGGCUGCAGUACAAACGAUGCACGAAUCCUCCAAGAACCUUCAGGAGUGUCUGUCUGACAUGUACGAGCCGGAGUGGUACGGCAAAGAUGACUUGGACUCCAUCGUUGAGGACACUGAUGUUCUGUGGACCGACUUCCAUCAGAAGCUGGUGGAUAAUGCUUUGAUAUCUAUGGACACGUAUCUUGGACAGUUCCCUGAUAUUAAGUCUCGUAUUGCAAAGCGUGACAGGAAGCUUGUGGACUACGACAGCGCCAGACACAACCACUCUUCUACCAAUAAGGGGAAGAAAGGAAAGGACGGGGGCAUCAAGAUCACCAAGCCAGCAUCUCUGUUGGAAAGGGCCACACCAGUUUGGGCUCAGGGCAUCCUGUCAGCCCACAACAUUGCUCAGAGUAACCUCUCCAGGAACCAGGCGGAGGACGAGUUGGAGAGAGCUCAGAAGGUGUUCGAGGAGAUUAAUGAAGAUCUGCAGGAGGAACUGCCCUCACUAUGGAACAGUCGAGUUGGCUUCUACAUUAGCACCUUCCAGAGUAUGUCUGGCUUUGAGGAGAAGUUCCACAAGGAGAUGGGGAAGCUCGACCAGAAUCUCUACGAUAUUCUUGUCAAACUGGAGAAACAGGACAUGUCUGGUGAGCUCCCCAGAGGAGCAGAUCCAGCCAAUCACACUCUGAGUCCAGGCGGACCGCCACCCAUCCCUAAGUCCCCCUCUAAGCUGAGACCAGCGAUGCCGCCGCGGCCUGAAUCCAGCCCCUGUCGGGACAUGAAACCAGAAAACAUCAUUAACCUGUUUGAUGCUGCUGCUGCUCCUAACAUCAGUGUUACGUCCCCAACACAGUUUGACAGCCCUGCAGGGGCCAACCUGUUGGACAUGGACCUGUCCAUCCUGGCUGCACCAAGUCAUGGUGGCACAGCCGUGUCCUCAGCCUCUCAGGCGGUAUCAUGGGACACAUGGGAGCCUGAGGAAACUCCUGCUCCACCAGAGGAGCCCCAGGGCUGGGAUGAUGACGGUACCCUGCCGGUGCGUGCUGCCGGCUGGGAUGAUGACGGUACCCUGCCGGUGCGUGCUGCCGGCUGGGGGGAUGACGGUACUCUGCCGGUGCGUGCUGCUGGCUGUGGGGAUGACGGUAUAGCUGCCACCACAGCAGGCUGGGAUGACGAUGGCUCUCUGCCUGUGAGGGUGGAUGACUCCUGGGGGGAUGAUGGUGUUGCUGAUGCCACUGCUUCCGCUGCCGUGGCCGAGUCUGAGGCUGCUGGCUGGGAUGAUGAUGAGGAGGGGGUGCCCCAGGCUGACACACUUACGACUCCUGCAGCCCCUACAGCUGCAGCCCCUACACCUGCAGCCGUAGCACCAGAAGAGACCCCUGUUGUGGCAGCAGCAGCAACCAAUGGGGAUUCAGAGGCGGUAGAAAUGCCCCCAGGAUUCCUCUUCAAAGUGACCACCAUGCAUGACUAUGCCGCUAAUGACUCGGAUGAGCUGGAGAUGAAGGCUGGAGACAUUGUGCUAGUUGUGGCCUUCGACAACCCAGAAGAACAGGACGAGGGCUGGCUGAUGGGGAUGAAGCAGGAAGACUGGAUCCAGAAUAAACAGAGCUCACUCAAAGGGGUGUUCCCCGAGAACUUCACCUCCAGGCUGUGAGAGAGGAGACGCCAUAUUUAUUCUCCUCUGACUUCUCUCUCGUCCACAAGAUCCUUUAUUCUCUUUCCUCCUUUGCUCUCCUCUCCUCUCCUCUCCUCUCCUCUCCUCUCCUCUUCUCUUCUCCUCUCUCUCCACCAGAUUAUUAUUUUCUGUCUCUCUCUGACCCAAUUCCCUGUGCCAUCCUCCCUUCCCUUUCCUAACCUCUGGGUUUGUGCCAGCGUGAUACUGUAGGUAUCGGCAUGAGAAACAGCACUGCAUCGUCAGCUGUCUCUUCUGUAUCCAUGUCUAGCAUGGUGUACAUGCUGGUUAGAAGUAUUUUUGGGGGGGAGGGGCUACUGAGGCUAUAGGGUCAGAUUGUGGCAUAUCAGUUGACUUGCACUUGUUUUAAAUCGCCAUAAAACAGAAAUAUGUUUCAGUAUACGUACAUACUUUCAAGAGGUGUUUUACAAAGGAGUUUAUCUAGUGUUCUUUAUCAUCUUUUUCCAACACAAUCAGACAGAAAAGACAUUGAAGAUGACCCUGAGGGCUUUACAGAGGGCGUAACCUCUCAGAGAAACUCCUCUAGUCGCUGAGGCGUCACACCAUAAUAGCAGCCCUAAGAGACCUUAGACCUUUUUUGAUAUGACUCGUUGGCUUUCUCCUCAACCCCUUCACCUACUAAAGUAUGUUUGUGUCAAGGUUACCAGGUGUUGUGAUGAUUCCGGGUUGCCAGGUGUUGUGAUGAUUCCGGGUUGCCAGGUGUUGUGAUGAUUCCGGGUAACCAAGGUGUUGUGAUGAUUCCGGGUUACCAGGUGGUGUGAUGAUUCCGGGUUGCCAGGUGUUGUGAUGAAUCCGGGUUGCCAGGUGUUGUGAUGAUUCCGGGUAACCAAGGUGUUGUGAUGGUUCCGGGUAACCAAGGUGUUGUGAUGAUUCCGGGUUACCAGGUGUUGUGAUGAUACCGGGUUGCCAGGUGUUGUGAUGAUUCCGGGUUGCCAGGUGUUGUGAUGAUUCCGGGUAACCAAGGUGUUGUGAUGAUUCCGGGUUACCAGGUGGUGUGAUGAUACCGGGUUGCCAGGUGUUGUGAUGAUUCCGGGUUGCCAGGUGUUGUGAUGAUUCCGGGUAACCAAGGUGUUGUGAUGAUUCCGGGUUGCCAGGUGUUGUGAUGAUUCCGGGUUGCCAGGUUUUGUGAUGAUUCAUUCCUGAAGAGACUAACUAACCCUCGCCCUGUUCUAUACUGUGUGUAAUUGUCACCUGAACUUAACUCUACAUUCCUGCAUCAUUUAACCCUUAAAAUAUUAAGGAAGCAGACUAUCUGUGUAAGGACACUAAAUAUGGUUGUGUUUUGGUUCCUGAAGGUGUAACAAUAUAGAUCUAAGUCCAUGUACACUGAGAGCGAUAUGCAGUUUAUUUUGAGAAAUGUGUUAUGUUUUUUUUUCUCUUGAUGUUAAGUAACUCUGAUCCUUCUGUGGUUGGUGAGACUGGUAGUUUUAUGGUCCAGAUUAUUCAUCCUUCAGAAUAAAAAACGAUUCAUUUUUUGUAUGCAGUCGGAGCAAUGAUCAUGGAGGAUAGGGAAACUGUCAACUGGGAAAUUUUAAUAAUAUCAUAGAGAUAUUGUUGUAUUCUCCGUAUGCCCCAGUGCAGUGUGACCUCUGUCAUCUAGGUUGCUAUUCCAAACUGACAUGACCUGCUGAAAUGAUGCCGUAACUUGGUAGUGUAUGUGGGAGUGUUUGUGUACGUGCGUGAGUGCGUGCGUGCGUGAAUCUGCGAAUGUGUGUGUGUGUGUCCUUUUCACACAGAGAACUUUUGUCCCUCCUUUCGGCUGUACCUCUCAAUUUAUUUAUGCGCUAUUGUCAUUGCUUUCACUUCCUCCCGUGUGGUGAUUGGAUAAGACAAUUUUACAGGAGCCAUUCUGAUUUGAUUAAGGACUCACGAGAGACCAAUUCUACUCAGUCAUAUUUAAAGACUUUCUGUUUUUUUUUUUUUGCUGCUGGUGUUAUUAUCAUUGUGUAUUUAUCGUGUACAUUUCGUGUAUUUUAACAAGCCGUGACAAACAUAUUAAUCAUAUCUGUGUAUGUGAGUAAAUGUGUCAAGGAGCAUGCCAAAUGAAUUCCACGUGUCGUGUAUUAUAGGAGCGAUCCUCUUUGUAGGAACUCGUUUAAAAAGGGCAAGAACUUGUUUCCUUCUGAUUACUAUUGGAGACCGAUAGUAAUAAACAGAUAUUUAGAAGCUCAA